Messenger RNA from Centruroides sculpturatus (bark scorpion), 1909 nucleotides. RefSeq lists its product as uncharacterized. The transcript is spliced from 3 exons. The record is from RefSeq and is a predicted model, not a curated record. Gene Ontology annotation, biological process: siRNA processing. NCBI's taxonomy places the organism in Eukaryota, Metazoa, Arthropoda, Arachnida, Scorpiones, Buthidae. Gene Ontology annotation, cellular component: nuclear RNA-directed RNA polymerase complex. Gene Ontology annotation, molecular function: RNA-directed RNA polymerase activity. Bases 985 to 1425 code for a protein of 146 amino acids.
UUUCGAAUGUGAGUUGACGUCGUGGAAUCGAGUUGAAAGAUUCCAAUACCAAACCGUCUGAAUAUAACCGAAAAUGCGACUACAAUUCCGAAUGACAAUAGUCGAUUAUUCGACUUGCGAAAACUUUAGAUGGAAUUUACAGAAUUAUCUUCCUUAAGGAGAAUUAUUUUAAAUAUAAAGAAAGAUCCGCUUUACUCUUCCUACAAGUUAAAUAUCCCCCCGUUGCGGCAGAAGAGUUCUAACCUUCGAGUCUGUCCAUAGAGAAGUACACGGAAAAUCAACAGUCUUCAUGUUACGUAUUCAAGACGUAGAAUUAGCUAAAGAAAUAGUUAAACACGUGUAAUAAUACAAUGCCUAUUCACUAUGGCUGCAUACAAAUGGCUACUGUAAAAUACUUGCCAUUACCCACUUAUAACUUAUACGCUAUGCUUAAUAGAAAUUUCGUCUUGCAAGAACAAACUAGAGGACAUUAAAACAUUUUCUUUAAUGGGAUAAAACGAGAAUGCCACGAAAAUCCAAUUUACUUAGAGAAAGCGUUGGAGCAUAUACUGUAUUAGAAUUGCAAGAACGUGGUGUACUCUGCCACUAUCCGAGUGCAAUCGAAUCGAUGUACCAUUGGUACUGUCAGACAGAGCAUCAAGUUUGUGUAAAAGAUAACGAAUACACAACGCCUUCUGAUGCCAUAUUGAUUCGGAGAGUAGUCUUGACUCAAACGACAACUUUGUUUUAUCCUGCCGAAUUGCAAUUCAGUAACAGAAUGUUGAGGAAUUUUGAUUCAGAUUAUGCACACCGACUAUCCUUUCGAGACGAAGAUGGCAGCAAAUUACGGAGAUGACGCAUUAUUGCAAUUCGCAGUUACCGUACCUAUGAUUGAAGGAAUAAAAAUAUGCUCAAGACAUUACAAAUUUUUGGCAUGGUCAAAUUCUCAAAUCAAAAAUCAUAGUGUAUGGAUGUAUGCGAAAAUAAUGCCAAUACUAUUCAAGCAUGGAUAGGGGAUUUCUCGAUAACCAAAAGCGUAUCCAAGUACAGUACAUGGCUCGUUUGGGACAGUGCUUUUCGCAUACAGAAGACACAGUCGAGAUUCCUUUAGAGCAUCGUUACGUUAUCACAGAGGAUGAUAUCGAAGAUGGUGUAAAUCCUAUUACGCAGAAACCUUACUGCUUUUCGAAUGGAAUUGGCAAAAUGUCUAGACAAUUAGCCGAGAACAUUGAUCCCGACUUAAUUUAUCCCGGUUGGAAAGAGUACGAAGAAUCUGCACGAAUUUCCAGACAAAACUAUAACCAUUUUCUUCAAGUUUUGAUGCAGAGAUAUGGUGUAUACAAACGGAAACUGAGCCAAUUUCUGACGCAUUUCGCAGACUUCGCGAAAGACAUUCCCGAAGACACGAUGCUUUCGAUACCAAAAAGCUGGUCGUUCGGUCCGUAGAAACAUUGCAGAAGCGAUUUAGAAACGAAUUUCAUCAAGAAUUGGGAAUUUCAGCAGAUACCGAAAAGAUAGAUCCCAGCAUACUGGAUGAUACAUUGAAGAAAGCAUUGGUAUGGUACGUUGUUACAUACAAUAGCAUACAGAUUAAUUGGUCGCUGGAUGAGCAGAAACGAAGAAUUCGAGCCAGGAAACAAUCUUUGGCUGUUAGAAUACUUUCCCCGUAUUUUACAGAAUUAUAAUAUAAGAGAAGCGGGUGAUGCAGAAUCAAAUGUAAAGAAAGGCAGCAUUGCUAAUUUAUGCUUGGACUUUUUAAAAUAUAUCAGAAAUAACUCUUCUCUUCCCAAAAAUGUAGCUUGGAUCUCUUCUUAUGCCGAAGACACGUACAAUGUUUUGGCCGCAACUGGCAAUUCGUCCGUAUUUUGCCAAACUAAACAGUACGACCAAUCGAACGUACUAGUAGAAUUACGACCCAUUAACUUCCCGG